AUGGUUUGGCUCAACCAAGCCGCCCUCUUCCUGGGCAGCGCGCUGCUCGUAGCAGAUGUGCUCCCCGUCGGAGCCGUCCGCACCAUCAUCCCCAAGACGAGCUUCGACUCCCAGUCUAACUUCGACGCCGACUGGAACUACCUCUACCCCUGGGGCACCGACCACAACGGCGGUGCUCGCAUGACGAAGGACAACGUCAAAUUCAGCGGCGGAACCUUGACCAUCACAGCCAACAAGGUCAGCGGACAGCCGCAGGCGACGCAUGGCGGGCAAAAGAUCAACAUCAACUACCUAAGCGGAGCGAUCCACGCAAAGGAGCACUUCAACGUCUCGCGUGGGGGCGGGUAUGACUUCAGCGCCGAGAUCAAGGCGACGACGACAAAGGGCACGUGGCCCGCCUUCUGGCUGACAGCCGUCCAGGGGUGGCCGCCAGAAAUCGACAUGGCGGAGUGGAAGGGCAGCGGCAAGGUCAGCUUCAACACAUUCAACACAAGCUCCAUCGUCGCCGCGAAGGACGUGACGUACCCCAGCCCGGGCAACUUCCACUCGUUCAAGUGCGAGACGAGGGACUUGAACGGCAAGGACGUGCAGGCCAAGUUCUACAUGGAUGGCAACCUCAUCACGACGCAGGUGGGCGCCGGGAUCAUCAACUUGCAAAUGGAGGGUUCCUCCGGUUCGCCCGGCCCAACGAGCAACACGGAAUAUCAAGUCCGAAACCUCGAGGUGCUGAGUUACAAUCCUUGAAAUGACGGAACGAAUGAUUCGAGCGAAGCGUCACAGUUCAUGGGCACAUUAUGCCUUUCAUUUUCCCUGUAUCUAUUUCAUAACUGGGAGCACGCUCCACGUACAUAUCUUGCCAUCAAAUAGGAAAUAUCAUGGAUGGCACUGUCAGAGGCAGCAGUUGAAGACCUUGAGUCAUCUACCAGCUUGUGACAAUAGUUGACCAUCGCACGAUCACGUCUACGGCUGUCAGGUCUUCAAUGUCAGUAUCAUGAGCGAAUAUGUGUGUUGCCAGGGCACGAUCCUUGUCAGUCUUUGCUGCAAU
Messenger RNA from Colletotrichum acutatum, 1045 nucleotides. Its product is annotated as family 16 glycoside hydrolase. The record is from RefSeq and is a predicted model, not a curated record. The transcript has 3 exons. The coding region runs from base 1 to 744 and encodes 247 amino acids. Gene Ontology annotation, biological process: carbohydrate metabolic process. NCBI's taxonomy places the organism in Eukaryota, Fungi, Ascomycota, Sordariomycetes, Glomerellales, Glomerellaceae. Gene Ontology annotation, molecular function: hydrolase activity, hydrolyzing O-glycosyl compounds.